AUGAGUCUAUGUGAGAAGAGAGAGGACGAAGAGGCUGUUCGCAAACAUAAGGCAGCAUCUCCAGAACCCAGCUGUGUGUCAAUGAAGAGCAACGAGUCCGUUGGGAUCCCCCCUAAUCUCAGUGAUGGAGUAGUGAGCUCUAACCCUGACACUACCUGUAAAAGGAGUCUCUGUGAGAGGAGAGAGGAGGAUGUUCACAUAUAUAAAGCAGCAUCUCCAGAACCAAUCUGUGUGUCUAUGAAGAGCAACGAGUCCGUUGGGAUCCCCCCUAAUCUCAGUGAUGGAGCAGUGACCUCUAACCCUGAAGUAAAGAGAGAUGAUGUGAUUACAUCAGUGAAGCCCUGUCUGACCUGCACUGACUCUGACUGUCAGUCCCUCAUCAGACAGAGAGUCAAUGAUCAGCACAAAACCAGCCUGAAGAACAAGUAUGAGAGAUUAUUUGAGGGAAUCAGACUAGAAGAGAAUCAAACUCUCCUGAACAGGAUCUACACACAGCUCUACAUCAUAGAGGGAGAGAGUGAAGGAGUGAAUGAAGAACAUGAGGUUUUACAGAUGGAGAAAGCAGCAACAACACAAGACACUCCAAUCUACUGCAAUGACAUAUUUAAAGAAGGAAAUGAGAAAGGUAAAAUUAGGACUGUUCUUACUAAAGGCAUCGCUGGAAUUGGAAAAACUGUCUCCGUGCAGAAGUUUAUUCUGGAUUGGGCUGAGGGAAAAGCCAAUCAAGAUGUAGAUUUUGUGUUUGUGCUUCCAUUUCGAGAGCUGAACUUGAUUAAAGAUCACCAGUACAGUCUUCACAGACUUCUGCUGGAUUUUAAUCCUGAACUUCAAGAUCUGGACUCAAAGAUUUAUGAGGAGGGUAAAGUUGUGUUCAUCUUUGAUGGUCUGGAUGAAAGCAGAAUCACACUGAUAUUUAAAGAUGCUGAGAAAGUUUGUGAUGUGAACGAGUCUUCAUCAGUGGGUUUGUUGAUGUCAAAACUCAUCAGAGGAGAUCUGUUUCCCUCUGCUCUCAUCUGGAUCACCUCCAGACCAGCAGCAGCCAAUCAGAUCCCCUCAAAAUACAUCAACCGUGUGACAGAAAUUCAGGGAUUCAAUGAGCCUCAGAAGGAGGAAUAUUUCAAGAAGAGAAUCAGUGAUGAGCAUCAAGCCAGCAGAAUCAUCUCACACAUCAGAAGAUCAAGAAGCCUCCACAUCAUGUGUCACAUACCCGUCUUCUGCUGGAUCUCAGCCACUGUGCUUCAAAACCUUCUGAAACAAGAUGACAGUGCAGAAAUCCCUCAAACUCUGAGUGAAAUGUACAUCCACUUCCUGCUGACUCAGAUCAAUAUGAGGAAUCAGAAGUAUGGUGAGAGAAAUCCAGAGAAACUCCUGAAAUCCAACAAAGAUGUGAUUGUGAAACUUGCUGAACUGGCUUUCAAUCAGCUGAUGAAGGGCAAUGUGAUGUUUUAUGAGGAAGACCUGAUUGAGAGCGGCAUAGACGUCACUGAUGCCUCAGUGUAUUUUGGCAUCUGCACUGAAAUAUUUAAGGAGGAAUCUGUGAUUCAUCAGAAGAAAGUCUACUGCUUCAUUCAUCUCAGUUUUCAGGAGUUUCUAGCUGCUUUCUUUGUGUUUUACUGCCAUGUCAUCAAGAGUGAGAAUGCACUGGAGUUGUUUCUGGAUGACGAAUAUCUGUGGUACCGUCGGGAAAAUUCUCUGUAUGAGCUACUAAAAGCAGCAGUUGAUAAAUCCUUACAGAAUAAAAAUGGACACCUGGAUCUUUUCCUGCGGUUCCUGCUGGGCGUCUCACUGGAGUCCAAUCACAGACUCUUACAAAAUCUACUGACACACACAGUGAACAGCUCAGAGAGCAUCAGAAAAAUCACGCAGUACAUUAAAGACAAAAUCAAAGAUGAUCAACUUUCAGUAAUGUUAUUUAACAUUGACAAAUCCACCAAUUUGUUCCUUUGUCUGCUGGAAAUGAAUGAUCACUUUCUGUACAGAGAGAUUCAGGAGUUUGUGAACUCAGAGAAUCGCUCAGUGAAUCAACUCUCUCCUGGUCACUGCUCAACAGUCGCCUACAUGAUUCAGAUAUCAGAGGUGCUGGAUGAGUUUGAUCUGAAGAAAUACAACACAUCAGAUGAGGGCAGAAGGAGACUGAUACCAGCUGUGAUAAACUGCAGAAAAGCUCUACUUGCUGGCUGUAAUCUCACUGAUCAGUGUUGUGAAAGUUUGUCUUCAUCUCUACAAUCAUCAAACUCCUCACUAGUAGAGCUGGACCUGAGUAACAAUUACCUCCAGGACUCAGGAGUGAAACUUCUCUCUGAUGGACUGAAGAGUUCAAACUGUCAGCUCAAGAUACUGAGACUCAGUGGCUGUAAUCUCACUGAUCAGUGCUGUGAAAGUUUGUCUUCAUCUCUACAAUCAUCAAACUCCUCACUGAGAGAGCUGGACCUGAGUCACAAUGACCUGCAGGAUUCAGGAGUGAAACGUCUCAUUGAUGGACUGAAGAGUCCAAACUGUCAACUCAACAUACUGAGAUUAUCUGGCUGUAUGAUGACAGAGGAAGGCUGUUGUUUUCUGGCUUCAGCUCUAAGUUCAAACCCCUCACACCUGAGAGAACUGGAUCUGAGCUACAAUCACCCAGGACAAUCAUUAGUCAAGCUGCUCUCUGAUCCAAACUAUAGACUGGACAAACUCAAUGUGGAUCAUGGAGGAGAGUUCAGGAUUAAAACAGGACCACAGAAAUAUGCGUGUGAUCUCACACUGGAUUUAAACACAGCAAAUGAUUAUCUCACUUUGUCUGAGAGGAACAGAAUAGUGACACUUGUGUCAGAGAAGCAGCCGUAUCCUGAUCAUCCAGAGAGAUUUGUCGAGUGUCAUCAGGUUCUGUGUAGAGAGAAUCUGUCUGGACAUUGUUACUGGGAGGCUGAAUGGAGCGGGUUUGGGGUUUAUAUAUCAGUGACGUAUAAAGGAAUCAGCAGGAAAGGGAACGGCGAUGAAUGUUGGUUUGGAUUCAAUGAAAUAUCAUGGAGUCUGGACUGCAUUAAUAACAGAUUCACACCCAGACACUAUAAGAAGAGCACAGACUCUGUAUCUACCCCUUCAUUCUCUAACAGAGUAGGAGUGUAUCUGAACUGGUCGGCUGGUGUUCUGUCCUUCUACAGCGUCUCUGACACAAACACACUCACACACUUACACACAUUCAACAGCACAUUCACUGAACCCCUCUAUGCUGGAUUUGGAGUUUAUUCUGAUAGUUCAUUGUCUCUGUGUGAGAUAAAACAGCCUCCAGUGAGAAACAACUGAGACACAUAUGCACAAUUGAGUGAAAGAAAUACAUCUGAAAUACAACUUUCUUCUCUUCCUAAUUUCAGUGUGGCAAUGGAAAUACCUCCUUUGGUAAUAGAAAUUGACUUCUAUUGUGCUUUUAUGAAGACAGUGGUAUUCGGUUCAACAGGAGCAUUGUUUCUGAGC
This is a messenger RNA of Labeo rohita (rohu), 3453 nucleotides long. Its product is annotated as NACHT, LRR and PYD domains-containing protein 3-like. The record is from RefSeq and is a predicted model, not a curated record. Lineage: Eukaryota; Metazoa; Chordata; Actinopteri; Cypriniformes; Cyprinidae. Gene Ontology annotation, molecular function: protein binding.